This is a messenger RNA of Lymnaea stagnalis (great pond snail), 19386 nucleotides long. Lineage: Eukaryota; Metazoa; Mollusca; Gastropoda; Lymnaeidae. The record is from the annotation of a GenBank genome assembly.
GCAGUCAAAUGUCAGUACGCCACGGUGCAGCAUCGACGUCACCACUUGGCAUCUUUGGCUUACAUCAACUUGCAGGAGUUUAUCCUGGGUGCAUAGAUCUACUGGAUGUGCAUUCUCACUUGGUAUUUUAUCAGUUGGUAUUUUAAAUUUAAAAUAUUAAGAAGCUCAAGUAAUAAGUCCAAAAACCAAAAAAAAAAAAAAAAAAAAAAUCCCUUUUUUAAAAUUGUAAAAAAAAAAAUUUUAAAUUUAAAAAAUAAAAAAACUCAAGAAAAAAGUCCAAAAACCAAAAAAAAAAAAAAAGUAAAUAUCCCUUUUUUGAAAUUGUGCAUAAACAAAGUUUCAGAAUUAAACUGAAUUUGUUGUUUCCAUCAACUGUGCCAUCACAUUCAAGCUAGCAUCCACCUAAUUGCGUAAAAUAGGAUUAGCUCAAUGUAGCUUUCACCUAGGUUCAGAAAAUAGAAUUAGUUCAAUCUAGCUUCCACCUAUGUGCGUAAAAUAGAAUUCUCUAGAUUCCACCUAGGUGCGUAAAAUAGCAUUUUUUUCAAUCAAAGUACCUUCGACCGAGGUGCGUAAAAUAGAACUAGUUCAAUGUAGCUUCCACUUAUGUGUGCAAAUAGAAUUAUUUCCAGCUUUUUUAAUAGAAAAAAUAGAUUUCUUGUUCACCUGUAAUAAUAUCGGUUGGAUGUAAUUGUUUAGAUUUGUAUUGAUAGCAAUGGAUCAAAUUGUGUACUUGUAAUGAUACCCAUGGAUUAAAUUGUUUACUUGUCAGAUACCAUUGGAUGAAAUUGUUUACUUGUCAGAUACCAUUGGAUGAAAUUGUUUAUUUGUUCUGAUAGCAAUGGAUUAAAUUUUUUACGUUUAAUGAUGCCAUUGGAUUAAAUUGUUUCUUAUAAAUGGAGAUUACAGUUUUUAGCAAAUGGCUUUAAGAAUUGGAUGUUUUUGUUUUGAAAUUUUAAUCCUCACAACAUGAUUUGUACCUUGUUGCUUCAUGUGAUUAUUGACAUAUUUUUACCGUCUCAGUUAGUUUGAUCCCGUAAAGGAAUCAGCACCAUGAUGCUGGUAACAGGCAUUCCGGCCUGGGCACUCAUUUCCCUGAUGAUCGUGGUCCUGGUUGACAAUGGUGAGCCACUCGAGUUUUUUUAAAAUGCAUUUUGGGUGUUUUUAGCAUUUUAACCAGCUGAGUUGAUUGACUCUCUGAAAGAUGUUACGUUGUUGUUCAAAUGAACAUUUUUUUUUGUUUUGAUCCAGUUGUCAGCAUGUGCUCCACAUCACCCUCCAAUGGAUCACUGGAAGACUUUAAUAACGUCAGGCUGGAGAGCCACGAGGACAAAUCCAAACUUGGGCGAUUGAAGGGUAGGUGUUGAGCAUUCACAUUUGUGGUGGUGUUGUUGUUAUGAAUCGCUGAAAGUUUGUAACAAAAUGGAUCAAUUAGAAAAGGCGAAGGGUGUAAAAAAAAGGGGGGGGGAGUUUACAAAAUACAAAACAAACAAAAGGACGAAUGAUGGAUGAGUUGGUAAGUGUAGAGCAGAGUUUCUACAAUGUGUUCCAAGAGGUUGAGGUUCCAGAUAUUCGGGUGGGCAUGAGCGUAGGAAAGGGGUGGAAUGACCUUUUUUUUCUCUUUAUGUCGAGAAGGGGGAUAUUUUCGGCCAACUGCAGAGUUUUUAUUAUUGUUUGGGGGGGGGGGGUGGCAAAAAAAUGUCGAUCCGCCAAAGGCAGUACUAAACCUAAAUCCCCCACCAGCCAGUCCGUCUUUCAGGGCAGUGGGCCCAUUCCCUGUAGGAAAGGGGUGGAAUGACCUUUUUUUUCUCUUUAUGUCGAGAAGGGGGAUAUUUUCGGCCAACUGCAGAGUUUUUAUUAUUGUUUGGGGGGGGGGGUGGCAAAAAAAUGUCGAUCCGCCAAAGGCAGUACUAAACCUAGAUUCCCCACCAGGCAGUGCGUCUUUCAGGGCAGUGGGCCCAUUCCCAGGAACGUUGUGAUAACUUCAAAAUCUAGGUGUACAGUUUCUUGGUGUACCUGAGUUCAGUUUUUCUUUCAGAGUUUUGACCGGGGGGGGGGGGGGGGGGUUGCAUUUCAGUAAGGAAGGGGUGCAUUUCACUAGGGGUGACGGGGGUUUACAGGGUAUUUAUCCGUUUGCAAAAUAAGCCCCCAAGGACCCGUUUCAAGACAUAACCUUCAUUAAAUAUGGAUAAGCACGCCCUAGGCCAGAGGUCGGCAAAUAGCGGCCCGCGAGCCGAAUGCGGGUCUUUAGCGAUAUGAGUGCAGCUCGGCCAGUCGACCACAAAUCGGGUUAUGUCUCCAAAAAACGUGGCUUUUGACAGCUUCUUUAAAAUAAAUGUGGCUCUCAAAAUUUUUAAUCGUCCAUCUGCUGAUUUUUAUCUCUUUUGACUGGUGAGUUUGCCGAGAUCUGCCCUAGGCUAUUGUUUUUGCCUUAGCUUGUAGAGACCACAUGUGAAACUCGUCUCUUUGUGAGCUACUUGGUUCAAACUGAUCUUCUAGAUAUCGUGAUCUAUAUAAUAGAAAAUAGACACAGAAUCAUAAAAUGUCAUGAGUUUUGUUUGUUAUGUAAAAUUGUCUGUUGUUUAUUGUUGAAUUGUAUCGUCUUCUGGAGUAGGCGUCUUGGCGAAAGGACCGCUUAAUUGUCUUGACCUUUUAUUUUCGAGUCUUAAAAUAUCUCUUGCCACUAUUUAUUUACUUGACAUGGCUUGAACGCAAUCCCGCAUAUAUUAAACUUAAUAGUGUAAGGCAUCUGCUGCGGCACAGGACACUGCGGCGCACACUUUGAGAACCACUGCAAAAAAGGAAGAAAAAUACAAUUUAUAAGGGACAGAUGAUGUGUGAAACCGUAUAAACCUAUUUUCUCGUUCUUUACUGACACACACAGGCCGUAUAUUAUAGCACAUCUGUGUAUAUAUAGUUAAAAAAAUGCAGUAUUAUUAAAAUAUAUCAAAAUGAAAGUAAGGCUUUUAUUUUUUUACAAUAUACUUUUAAAAUAAUACGAAACUAAUAUUACUUUAAAUUUAUAAUUUAAAUGUCCCGUACAAUCCCAUGUUAUCAGUAUUGAACACUAAAGGUCAUGUAACUUCCAGGUGAAUCAGCAAUGACCACUCAAUGUCACGUUACUCCCAGGUAAUUCAGUAAUGACCACACAAUGCCAUGUUACUUCCAGUUAAUUCAGAGUGUACCUUGGAAAAAACCGUCAGGCACUUUGCAGACAUUACGAAAGGGGGCACUAUCGAACUGGAGUGUGGAGACGACGUCAUCUACGAUGUGACUGUCAAAGCCUGUAAAAUAGCAGAUAAAAAAUGCUGUGGUCUUACAGUUGAGCUGUUGGCAAGCAGUAGAUACUGUCAAGGGAAGGUAAGACUUGUGCAGUUGACCAGCAGUUAUAACUGUCUAUGGAAGGUAAGACUAGUGCAGUUGACCAGCAGUUAUAACUGUCAAUGGAUGGUAAGACUAGUGCAGUUGACCAGCAGUUAUAACUGUCUAUGGAGGGUAUGGCUAAUGCAGUUGACCGGUAGUAAUUAAUAGGCUAGGAUAUAUUUUGCUAAUCAGUUUCGAAAUUUAGAAUGAAAAGACUGACAAGAAAAUAAUUAAAAAUCAAUGUGAAAUGCAUGCAGAGGCUAGUAUAUUGCAGAGACGAGUGUAAUGUAGAGAUUAGGAUAUUGCACACAAAAAAAAAAAAAAAAAAAAAAAAAGACUGCGUUUAAGCUGUUUGAAUGAAAACGUAGAACUAGGGAUUUGGAAGCUUUAAAUAUAAAGACAAUAAAAGAAUAUCGUUUCGGCUCGGGGCCCUCCACAGAAGACAGGACAAAUGAAGAAAGAAAAAAAGAAAUAGAAAGUUCAAAGUAGAGUAGUUCAAAGUCUUAACUGCACCCUAUUAAUGUUAUGGCCGGAAGUUGGGUUUUCCAAAACUAAGACAUCAUGAAGUUAACCAUAAACACGCAUACACAUAUUGACACUCUUGGACUGCCACGCGUGGUGUGCAGCAAUCCGUCCUAUAUUCUAUAGUUAAUUUUGGCAUACUUAAAAUUUAGUAAAUCACCGAUGCACACGUUAAAUGUCAUUCCUUUUAAAACAACCCUCGUUAUUAGAACGUUCCAUCCGAUUGUUGGAAGCACACAUAUAAUUGUUUUAAGCCAAGUUCUUUUUAAUUCAUAACUUUGACAUAUUCUAUUUUAAACAUGCCCACUAGAUCAUAUGCUGAUUUUGUUUGAGUGGAGCCUCUGUUUUGUUGAAUAUUCAAUAUUUCUCCUCAUGUGAUUUAGAAAAGCUGCAAUGUGACCUACGAGCCUGGCGUCAUCGUGCUCUCUGACGUCCCCUUCUCAUCAUGCUUCGGCCAAGAGCCGUCGUCCCUUGAACUGAGCUACCGUUGUCUGACGUCAAGUUAGGACAUUUUUCAAAAUGAUAUUUGUUAUUGAUUUAGGAGACAUUAAUUAAUGUUUAGAUUUAGAAGAAAAAAAAUAUAUCGGUAAAAAAAUGUAAAAACCAAAUUUCCAUUUUAUUUUCACACAAAAACAAGACAAAAAUGACCAUUUGGUUUUUUACAUUUUUUACAUAUAUAUUUUUUUGUUGACUCCACCUUAAUGGCCGUGUGUAGAGUUUUUUUGUACGACAAACAGAUUGAUUAUAUAAAAAUAAAUAAUUUUUUGUAUUUCUGUCGUCCACCAGAAACACCAAUUCAUGACGUGAAAAACACAUACCAAGUUAUCGAAGCUGACAGUGGCGUGCUAGUGGUCUCGAAAAGUUCUGUGAGCGAUCCUGGCGAACGGAGGUCAGGGCUUUUUAAAAAAAGAUAUUUUUUUUAAGUCUACAAUUUCUUCAAAGUGCGGUUUGGUCAAGCAACAAUCUUUAUCGAUUUUAAUGUUACGAAAAUGUGUUUAGAUUUGAUCCAAUGUAAAUUUAAAGAAUGGUUCAUGCAUAAUUUUACUAAUAGAGUUGUUUUAAUUAGCAUCUCACGUGACUCAUAACAUCGUCAUCACUACCCCAAACUGCCGUCUUUUCACUAAGGGCUUAGGAGGAGACUUUCUAAGAAUAGCAUUAAAACCAUAGAUUGAAAUAAAAAUGUAGAAAUAAUUUAUUUAUUUUAGAUUGGGUUGGGGGGGGGUGGGGUGGUAUCAAUCAUAAAAUAAUUGGAAUCAGUGGCGUAGCUAGUGGGGUGUGGAUGGUGCAAACCGCACCGGGUGACACCAUCUCAGGGGGGCAACACGAAAUUGAAAAAUUGCUUAUUUACAGAGCAUACACUGCUCGGUCUAAACCAGUGGUUCUCACCCUUCCUACUGCCUUGACCCUUAUAUACAGUUCCUCAUGUUGUGGCGUCCACAACCACAAAAUUAUUUUCGUGACUACUUCAUAACUGUGUAGUAUAUGUGUUUUCCGAUAGUCUUAGGUAACACCUGUGAAAGGGUGGUUCGACCCCCCAAAGGGGUCGUGACCCACAGGUUGAGAACCACUGGUCUAAACGAAUUUCAUAUAAGUAUAACCAAUCACAAGUAAAUUGUCCACACAUGUAACCAAUCCAAUUGGUACGGUGGAGAACAGGGAUUGACAGGCUUGCAGCUUAGAAGACCAGAGAAUAAAGUAAAUUUAAUGAAAACAUAUAUUAUUAUUAUUAUUAUUAUUAGUGGUCUUAUAUAGCGUGGUACCCCAGACUACGACUGCGCUCACCGUGCUGUACAUAACAAUAUUAGCAAACGUAAUCGAUGACAUUUCAAAGACCCAUACAUUUAUUUAAUUAAAAACAUAGCUAUAUAAUAACAAAACAACAACAAAAAAUGUCUAUUCACACCACCCGACCCAUAACUUUUACAUGUCAAGCGAUGGACAGCAACCAGCAGCAUCGUUGUUACAGUUCUUAAAUAUAUGUACCUCCUGACCCUUAAUUAAUGUAUUGUUCUUCCACUUAUUGUUAUACUGUAGACUUAUUUUGACAAGAAGAAAUCCAUCGUGGAAGUCGGGGGAAGGGGGAGACACCUUGAGUUAACCGCACCGGAUGACACCAAACCUAGCCACGCCACUGAUUGGAGUAGAUAAAAUAUUUAUAAAAACAGUAAAAUAAACGAAUUUGAUCACAUUUCCUUAGGUCAGCCUUUCUCUACUGACCAACCUAGUGAUAUUUAUAAAUGUGAAAAUCACUUCAUUUGAACGCAUGCGCCCAUCAAUCAGAAAGGCAAGUGGAAAAACCCAGCGUUUUUAUUUGUUUUUUGGGUCUUUCUUCUAUUGCAAUACAGGUUCCGGGCCGUCAUAAGACCCCCUCCAUCCAUGUUUGAUGUACAGGGAGUUUUUCUUGAAGUCCUACAAGCAGAUAUCAACGGAGGUGCGUCCAGUUGAUGUUAUGUAAAGUGGGGCAACAUGAAGUGAUGUUUUCUGAACAACAACAAAAAAUAUGUUUGAUGACUCAGCUAUUUGGCAGUUUCUUGUGAACUCUUUGGUAGUGUUUUGUGAACUCUUUGGUAGUGUUUUGUGAGCUCUUUGGUAGUGUUUUGUGAACUCUUUGGUAGUGUUUUGUGAGCUCUUUGGUAGUGUUUUGUGAACUCUUUGGUCGUGUUUUGUGAGCUCUUUGGUAGUGUUUUGUGAGCUCUUUGGUAGUGUUUUGUGAACUCUUUGGUAGUGUUUUGUGAACUCUUUGGUAGUGUUUUGUGAGCUCUUUGGUAGUGUUUUGUGAACUCUUUGGUAGUGUUUUGUGAGCUCUUUGGUAGUGUUUUGUGAACUCUUUGGUCGUGUUUUGUGAACUCUUUGGUCGUGUUUUGUGAGCUCUUUGGUAGUGUUUUGUGAGCUCUUUGGUAGUGUUUUGUGAACUCUUUGGUAGUGUUUUGUGAACUCUUUGGUCGUGUUUUGUGAACUCUUUGGUAGUGUUUUGUGAGCUUUUUGGUAGUGUUUUGUGAACUCUUUGGUCGUGUUUUGUGAACUCUUUGGUAGUGUUUUGUGAGCUCUUUGGUAGUGUUUUGUGAACUCUUUGGUAGUGUUUUGUGAACUCUUUGGUAGUGUUUUGUGAACUCUUUGGUAGUGUUUUGUGAGCUCUUUGGUAGUGUUUUGUGAACUCUUUGGUAGUGUUUUGUGAACUCUUUGGUAGUGUUUUGUGAACUCUUUGGUAGUGUUUUGUGAGCUCUUUGGUAGUGUUUUGUGAACUCUUUGGUAGUGUUUUGUGAACUCUUUGGUAGUGUUUUGUGAACUCUUUGGUAGUGUUUUGUGAGCUCUUUGGUAGUGUUUUGUGAACUCUUUGGUAGUGUUUUGUGAACUCUUUGGUAGUGUUUUGUGAACUCUUUGGUAGUGUUUUGUGAGCUCUUUGGUAGUGUUUUGUGAACUCUUUGGUAGUGUUUUGUGAACUCUUUGGUAGUGUUUUGUGAACUCUUUGGUAGUGUUUUGUGAGCUCUUUGGUAGUGUUUUGUGAACUCUUUGGUAGUGUUUUGUGAACUCUUUGGUAGUGUUUUGUGAACUCUUUGGUAGUGUUUUGUGAGCUCUUUGGUAGUGUUUUGUGAACUCUUUGGUAGUGUUUUGUGAACUCUUUGGUAGUGUUUUGUGAACUCUUUGGUAGUGUUUUGUGAGCUCUUUGGUAGUGUUUUGUGAGCUCUUUGGUAGUGUUUUGUGAACUCUUUGGUAGUGUUUUGUGAACUCUUUGGUCGUGUUUUGUGAACUCUUUGGUAGUGUUUUGUGAGCUUUUUGGUAGUGUUUUGUGAUUUCUUUGGUCGUGUUUUGUGAACUCUUUGGUAGUGUUUUGUGAGCUCUUUGGUAAUGUUUGUCAACUCUUUGGUAGUGUUUUGUGAACUCUUUGGUAGUGUUUUGUGAACUCUUUGGUCGUGUUUUGUGAACUCUUUGGUCGUGUUUUGUGAACUCUUUGGUAGUGUUUUGUGAACUCUUUGGUAGUGUUUGUCAACUCUUUGGUAGUGUUUGUCAACUCUUUGGUAGUGUUUUGUGAACUCUUUGGUCGUGUUUUGUGAGCUCUUUUAUAGUGUUUUGUGAGCUCUUUGGUAGUGUUUUGUGAGCUCUUUGGUAGUUUUUUGUGAGCUCUUUGGUAGUGUUUUGUGAGCUCUUUGGUCGUCUUUUUCAUAAACUAUUGCGGCCUGCCUGACAUUUUGAGUUGUGCAGGCCUGGCGUAAAGCCAUCUCGUGAUUCGGAUUAAUUUAUCCUAAAGCAAUAUUUGUAGAUUCUUAUUUUUUUUUUUUAGUAGUUUCUGCUAUCAAUAGAAAGCUAAGAGAAGGCUUUAACAAAACUUAAUUCGUAGGACUCUUCUAAUGGUCAGUGGUGUAGCUUAAGUAGUGCCGCCCUGGGUGGAGCAUGAUUUUAACACCCCAAUCCUAUUCGCACCCAAUCCCCGGUAGAAAAAAUUUGCGUUGGGCCGAAAAUGAAACAACUCUCCAGAUAUAUAAAAGUGCCGCCCGGGACAGACCGCCCCCGGCCCCCUUUUGCCUUCCUUUGGGGCCUCUUGUAGUAAGAGGACUUACCUGCUUGCAGAAUUUAAAAAAAAAAAAAUAAUAAGAUUGAGAGUACGAUCCCGUCAAACCAGAUAUUGGCAGGAAAAAUUUAAGGACAGUGCUAGCGAGCAUGAAAUUUAAUUAAAGUUCAUUUGAGUUGGUUGGGGGGGGGGGCUUGCAGUUUAUUUUAUUUUUGUUCAGUGCUUGGUAGGCUCCCCCCCCCCCCCCACAAUCACGACCAGCCCCGCAGAACGGAUGUUGCAGAUUCCAAGGUAACUCGCUACGCCAAUGACCGCAGCACUCUUGACUUAAAAAAAAGCAACCAACGAAAAUUUAAAAAAAAUAAAUAAAUAAAUAAAAAAACAAACAAAAAAACACUAAAUUUUACUACAAUAUAAAAUAUUCUACUGUGAAUUCAUAUCUGGUGACUAAUCACUAAUUAUUUUGAGGAGGUGGUUCUAGAGAAUUGAAAUAAUUUUAGUGCACAAUACAAUAAAAAAACCUAAUAAUCAACAAUUUAUUUAUAUUUUUUUCCCCGAGAUCUCAUUGUCGUACUCAAAUAAAAGAAUCUAUAAACUUCUUUGUUAAAUAGCUUCAUGGAGGAUUAAUGUCAUUUUCUUACUCCUCCUGAAAAACGACUAAAAAAUCCUUUCUGUAUUUCACACAGGUAGUCACGUCAAAAUCGAUGGUUCCCACACUGAAUGCCAGAUCACAGAUAAGACGUGCUUCGCAACGAGCUUGAACGUCAAGUCGUUUGUGCUAAAUGUUUACCAUGGAAACGUCACCCCAUCUUACCACGUCAAAUUUAAGUGUAAGUAAAAAAACAAACAGAUAUCUUAUUACAAUUUGCUUUUGGCGUGACUGCUUCCACAUCCGGAUCCUGGUAGCACCCAAAUUAUAAUUCGCGACAUUUAUGCUAAAUGAUGGGAGGGGGUGGUCAGUGGCUCAAACGAUGGGAGGCGGAUGGUCAGUGGUUCAAACGAUGUUGAGGGGAUGGUCAGUGGUUCAAACAAUGGGAGGGGGAUGGUCAGUGGCUCAAAUGAUGGGAGGGCGUGGUCAGUGGUUCAAACGAUGGGAGGGGGUGGUCAGUGGCUCAAACGAUGGGAGGGCGUGGUCAGUGGGUAAAACGAUGGGAGGGCGUGGUCAGUGGUUAAAACGAUGGGAGGGCAUGGUCAGUGGUUCAAACGAUGGGAGGGGAUGGUCAGUGGUUAAAACGAUGGGAGGGCGUGGUCAGUGGUGGGAGGGGGUGGUCAGUGGCUCAAGCGAUGGGAGGGCGUGGUCAGUGGUUAAAACGAUGGGAGGGCGUGGUCAGUGGUUAAAACGAUGGGAGGGCAUGGUCAGUGGUUCAAACGAUGGGAGGGGAUGGUCAGUGGUUAAAACGAUGGGAGGGCGUGGUCAGUGGUUCAAACGAUGGGAGGGGUGGUCAGUGGUUCAAACGAUGGGAUAGCACCCAAAAUAUAAUUCGCGACAUCUAUGCUAAAUGAUUUUAUUUUUUUUUUAAAUAACGCAACUGCAUAAUAUUAUAUUUUAUUAUCGUAAAUGAAAUCGUCUCAAUUUAAAUAUGUGGUAAUAAGUAUUCGGUUUAAAAGUGGUUGGGAAUCAGUAUGUUAAUAUAGUUAAUGAGCGUGAAAUAAAAAGUGUGCAGUGACGUAUUAUGGGGGCAAGGGAUGUAGCAAAAAUUUGGGAUGCUUACAUGUGCGUUACCCGAGUUCAUGUUUCGUCAAGUAGCUUUAGUAGAUGUGAAGUUCACACAUCGCUGUCGCCAAUGGUUGGCAAGCUAUACACCUAGUAAAUAAUAAUGCCAGUGGUGUACAAUGUCUUUAGCAACACCGUCUACUUUUUGGGCAUGGGCCACGCAUUCAAGCAUUUGACAUAACACAGUAAACAUGCAGUUUCCAGUAAUAUUUCCAUCUGAACACCCAAGUAUCGAUCCUAUUGAAAGUGAAUCGAAAGAGUUACAAAAUAUUCCAAGACGCCAGAAGACAUGUUAAGAUAUUUUCGACGGUCUUUGCUUUACUCGAAGUUUAAAAUUUUAAUAGAAGAAUAAGAAAGCAGGCAUUGUUUAAAUAUCCAUGUUCCUUUUUUUUUCUUUUUUUUUUUGGAUGUGGCUUGUGAUAACGAAAGCUCUAACCAAACAGCUUUAUAGGACUUUAAAAUACGUUUUACUAAUGUUGAAUAUGAGGUUUAUAAAAACUGGACUGGAACAAAAAUGAAAAUUGUAAAUUUACAAAUAAAAACCAAGGGGAAAAAAAAGUUUCACCGUAUAUCGAUUGUGAUAAAGAACAAAAAAUACGAGAAGAUCUAAAUCAAGAUUUUUCCCAACCUGACAUCCCACAGCGAAUAGAACUUUUGGAAGAUCUACGCUAACAUCACAUCCUAUAGAAGUAAUGAUUCGUGUAUUAGUUAUAGAUCAAGUGUGCUGGAAGACGUCAGAGCGAAAACUGAAACUUUGCCAAAACAAAUCCCAUCGUUUUAACCACUGACCACGCCCUCCCAUCGUUUGAACUACUGACCACGCCCCCCAUCGUUUUAACCACUGACCACGCCCUCCCAUCGCUUGAACUACUGACCACGCCCCCCAUCGUUUUAACCACUGACCACGCCCUCCAUCGCUUGAACUACUGACCACGCCCCCCAUCGUUUUAACCACUGACCACAACCUCCCAUCGUUUGAACUACUGACCACGCCCCCAUCGUUUUAACCACUGACGACGCCCUCCCAUUUCUAUUAUUUGAACCACUGACCACGCCCUACCAUCGUUUUAACCACUGACCACGCCCUCCCAUUUGAUUGUUCGAUAAAAUGUCGAUUUGGGUUGUUGUUUUAUUUUUAAUCUUUCCUAUAUAAUAUCAAAUAUUAUGUAAAGUGAUCGUGCUAAGUCUCUUGAAGUCAAUUCGCCGUUUCUCAUCUAUAACAAUAACAGUCACUGAUAAUUUUUUAUCAUGUCCGUAGGGUACAACAACAGUACAACAACAAGUGACAUAUUGCCCAGACACGGACACCCGUGCCCAAAAUCCCUGCCGCCCGAGCCCGGUAAGCUCUUGCCUGUUAAAAAAGAAACGGCAUCCAAAGACCCGUACGGCCUUUUGAGAAGUCACCCCAGGUUCCCUUGGAACUACAAGAGACCAUUGGCCGGCACCCACCAGAACCACCGGACAUCGUUCUAUCAUACGCUCGAACCCCCGAGCAAGGGGCAAGAUCUGCUGAUUCAAAUCGUGACCUUUGACCUGGCUCCCAGAGAUACCUUAAAGAUUCAAGUGGGCAACAGUAUUAGUGAGUUGCUUUAUACUUUUUUUUUAAAAAGAUCAAACAAAUUAAACGAAACAACCCCUAAUAACAAAAAUGUUUGGGUGGAUCCUUUAUAAAAUCAAUUAAUAAACAAAUAAAUUAUUUUUGGGGGUGGGGUAGGAAGCUGGGUUGAGAAGAUGUUGAGCUUAAAAGGAUUUAAACCUGUAUAGGGCAUUUUUUUAAAAAAAAUUAUACGGCAUCAAUGGUGUCAUCCAAUUUGCUGGUUGGGUUUUUGUUGUUGUUGUUUUUUUAAGCUUUUUACUUUUAGCUUUAAUGUAAAUCUAAAAAAAAUUCAUAUUAUCUAAAGGGCUUGUUUAUUUUAAAAAAAAAUCCCCUUGUAAUGGUUGUCAGCCUAAAAAAAAAUAAAAAAAAUAACUACCUCUUAUUAUUUUGUUUUAUCAUGACCACGUCAGCAUGUAUAUACUCUCGUCGCCAUUAUGGGUCAUUUAACGUUUCAUUGCCCUAUAAAUUAUUAAACACAUAGAUGUAGUAUGUAUGUUUACCUUUUCGUGUGCUGAUGAAAACAUUCGUCGAAACGUUUCAAAUAUAUUGUUCCGUUUUCAAAAAUUGUUUUAUGUCGCAUUCAUCUAUUCCACGUUUUUAACUGUGACCGUUUUAUUUCCAAAUAAUACACCAUUAGCGAAUAUCAAUCGAGCUGAGGACAAGCCACGAACGUUUGCAAAAUGUGACGGCCUUGUGGUCACCUUUACGGUCCAGCAUGGGCACUUCCCUACCAGAUCUGGAUUCUUGCUACGUUAUGAAUGUGAGUGGUCUGUCCUGUCAGUUAGAAUAGGAUGUUGCUACGCUAUGACUCUAGGUGGCCAAUGAUAUGUGUGUGUGUGUAUGUGUGUGUGUGUGUGUGUGUGUGUGUGUGUGUGUGUGUGUGUGUGUGUGUGUGUGUGUGUGUGUGUGUACGUGUGUGUAUGUAGGUUUUGUCAGUCCCGUCAUUUAGAUGAAAUGUCAAGCUAGAAAAUCUACAGUGUUUAGUUUUGUCAGCUGUAAGGGCGUCGUUAUUACUAUGCAGGGGCGAAUCCACAGCUAAGAGUUGGUCUGCGUUAUAUAUUUGUGAGAGAAAUUUUUUUUUAAAGCCAAAAUAAUAACACAAACCUGUGUGUUUAAGCAACCAAUAUUUCAACGAAGGAUUCUCAAACCAUUUGCUGCCUGGCCGCAGUAAGGGUACCCGGAUAGCAGUUUUUAAACAAAUGAAACCGGACAUUGACCAUUUAUAUCCAAAAGCGGGACCAUACUUUGCACUGAAAUACAAAUAUAAACUCUACGUUUCAUUCUAUUUUUAUCUUUUCUUGCUCUCUCUCACUCCCCCCAUAUGGCCCCCCCCCCCCCCCCCCCAAAGGCCCCCCCCCCCCCCCCCCCCCCCCCAAAAAAAAUAAAAUUUGUGACGUGUGCAUAGGAUUUCGUCCCGGUUAUAUUUUGUUUCAAACUUAAGUCCUAACAGCAUCUGAGGGACAGUGAGCCGGCCUUCUAAUACAACUGUUUGAGAACCCUCUGAAUUUACUCAUUGUUCAUUUUAAAAAAGUUAAACUUAAAACAAUAUGAAAUACACAUCGCUUCACCGUAGAAGGUGGCCAUGAGUCAAAUCAAAGUCUCACAAAAGUUGAGAAACCGCAAACAUAAAAAAUGAGUAGAAUUGGCUUCUUAUAAAUCCUAUCGAUGUAUUAAUUACAAUAAGAAUUUAUUUUUCCUUAACAGGGGUAUUAAAUUCGACACCUGGCGUCUUCAACAAAUCGAUCAUAUACAGUAAGUCUGAGAUGAUGUUUUUUUUUUUUUUUUAUUGUUUUUUUUUUAAAUAUAUAAUAUUAACAGAGUCAAAGACUUGACACUUUCUUCCAUUUACAAAGUCCCAUAACAAAUUUUCCUUAACAGGGGUAUUAAAUUCGACACCUGGCGUCUUCAACAAAUCGAUCAUAUACAGUAAGUCUGAGAUGAUGUUUUUUUUUUUUUUUUUAUUGUUUUUUUUUUAAAUAUAUAAUAAUAACAGAGUCAAAGACUUGACACUUUCUUCCAUUUAAAAAGUCCCAUAACAAAUGACUCUGUUACGACUCAUUUUUUAGCUUUUCAUUUUAAGGCAUGGUUUUAGUUUGCUCAAAACGUAACAAUGAAAACAUGCAAGUAACAGGUUGUUUUUAACAGAAAUUCUCAUUGUAUUAACGCGAUGCUGUUAUUCAUAAGUGGGUGAGAUAUUGGUCAUCAUGAAGGAUGUUGUGAGAUGUUUCUUGAUAGAUUUAUUCCUGAGAUUGUGUAGGGUGGAAGACGCGUAUCACGGGCCUCUGGGGGAAUGGCCUGUAUCCGGAGAUCUGUGUGGUCCACGGAAAGUGUUUGGGAUGUGAAAGGGUUUAACGAGAUUGCGCGUGCUGUUUGUGUUCCGUCUGGAAUUCCCCGACACACAACUUACACAUUAUUAGUUAGAAGAUGGACGGACCACGGUGCGGCCCAGCGCUUGCUCUGACGGCGCCUCUACCGGACGCCCAUUCAGAUAUGUGUCUGCUCUUAUAAAAAAAGGAUAUAGCCCUGGAUGCCAACUUUUCCAAACUGAUCUCAUAGGUUCUCAUGUUGCCAACUUGACGCCCCCUGAUUGUAAAAAUAUCCGUCGAAGGCGGCGUCUCUACUAGUUAAUUAAGCAAAGUCGUUGAAGUGAUUCAAAUUUUUUUUUUCUAUUUACGGAGUCUUCGCCCUUUUGUAUAUGUAUAUGACAACAUUGGAUCCAUUAUUCAUGAAGAUUUUUGCAUCAAAUUUACGCAAGGCCUCUUAUGUGAAUUACUAAAAUGUAUACAGCGAUAUAUAUAUAUAUAUAUAUAUAUAUAUAUAUAUAUAUAUAUAUAUAUAUAUAUAUAUAUAUAUAUAUAUAUAUAUAUAUAACAACACCACGCAUUGAAUGUAAAGAUAGGUAACCUAAAACUAAAUACGACUCGUAUUUUUGUGGCAACAAAGCAACUUCUGGUUACCACUUGUAGGGGCUUAUCUAAAUCAUUUGAUACUAAGAGAGCUACUUCAUUGCUCGAGGUAUUUGGGAUGUUCCGUACUACGCCAUUGAAUGGAAAAAUGGGAAUACAAAUCUGACAAUUUGGUAGUAUUUGGGAAUAAAAAUCUGACAAUUUGGUAAUAUUUGGGAAUACAAAUCUGACAAUUUGGUAAUAUUUGGGAAUAAAAAUCUGACAAUUUGAUAGUAUUUGGGAAUACAAAUCUGACAAUUUGAUAGUAUUUGGGAAUACAAAUCUGACAAUUUGGUAAUAUUUGGGAAUACAAAUCUGACAAUUUGGUAAUAUUUGGAAAUACAAAUCUGUCAAUUUGGUAUUAUUUGGAAAUACAAAUCUGAAAAUUUGGUAAUAUUUGGAAAUACAAAUCUGACAAUUGGGUAAUAUUUGUAAAUACAAAUCUGACAAUUUGGUAAUAUUUGGAAAUACAAAUCUGACAAUUUGGUAAUAUUUGGGAAUACAAAUCUGACAAUUUGGUAAUAUUUGGAAAUACAAAUCGGAAAAUUUGGUAGUAUUUGGGAAUACAAAUUGGACAAUUUGGUAGUAUUUCGCGGCGGUCCUGGGAAAAGUCCAGCUGCUUUCCAGAGCGACGAAACGCACAUUUUAGAAACCACUGAAUAAGCCUAUGACUUGAAACUUAAUUGACAAUGCUUAUUGUCAAAACCAAAAUCAAUUACUACAUUUCUAUAUUUAAAAAAAAAGAAGUAAAUUUUGUUAAAUCUACUUAUAACUUUAACUUUGUUCUAUUUUUAAAUUUAUUUGAAAUUUCAACACAGACGAGCGUCUUUAACACUAAUUAAGUGAGUCUGAUAUCAUUAACAACAAAAAAUUAUUCAUUUGCACUUUUUAUUCUUUUGUUUUAUUUGUUUUAAUGACCCACCCACUUUUAAAUCGCAUAUUUAUUUCAACAACUAGAAUAAAUGACCCGAUGUUAUCGGGAUAAUAAUGGUAGGUCCUUUGCGAUAAUUUCUAACUGCUAGUGCAAAAACUCAUCCCAAUUCAUAACUUUUAAAAUGCAAUGAUAUUUAAGUUUCUAACAUCAUUAAGUUUUGAGAAGUGUUUAUCUGCUAUAUAUAAUACGCGUAUCCUACACCCUUUCACGCUCAUCAACUACGUUUCCCCCUCUAAAGAUGACCUUAAAUUACCCAGUCUAAAUUAUCCCUAAUUAUAUCCCUUUUGUCACUAAAAAAAAAAAUUAGUGACAAUUACUACGCUAAAGAAAUACUUUAGAUUUACCCCGUUUCGUACCCUUAAAUUACAACUUUUUCUCUCAAAAUUUUUUUAAAACCUAAUCUUAAAUUUACAACAAAAAUUUUAUAUAUGAUAUAAAUAUAAUUUGUAUUACAGGAAUUCGAUAUAUAUUGAUAUCUUUAUAAAAAAUUUACACAUAUUUUUGCCUUUUUAAAAAUUAUCAGAAAAUCGUAAAACAAAGAAUUCUUUAUCUAAGAAGAAUCUCGCAACUGUUUUUCCCGCCUAUAUCAGAUUUGACCGUUUUUUUAAAAAAUUAAAUUGUUAAUCUCAUAAAAAUACACACCUUUUUACUUUUUGCAAAGUAACAACAAAAAUAUUUUUAUUUUUAAUAAAAAGGAAAUAUUAUCCCAUAUUCAUGUGUCAAAAUUUAAUUUUCAAGUGGGUAAAAUAAUCGGGUUUUGAUAUUCAUGGAUAUACUUAUAUAAAUGUACCCAAGAUUGUUAGCGCCAUUUAUUUUCUUAAUUGGUAAACAUAUGUUUAUUUGUCAAAAGAGAAUUUAACAUCUCUUUUUUCACAAAUGAAAUACCAUAGGAUUUAAAUAUAUUGUAUUCCACGUAAAAAUGUACACAUCCUUUUUCCUAUCUCCGAUAUGUAUGUACCCAAGAAGAUUAAUUAUUUAUCAAAUUAAUUCCUUUAUUUUGGGACCUAUCUUGUAUUGCGUUGGGCAAAACGAACAUACCAAUAUUUGUAAAAAGAGAAUGUAACAUCUCCUUUUCACAAACGUGAUACCAUAGGAUUUAAAUAUAUUUUCAUCCACGUAAUAAUGUACACAGACUAUUUCCUACCUGCGACAUGAAUUAACUCAAAAAAAUUAAUUAUUUAUCAAAUUCAUACCUUUAUUUUGAGAGUUAUCUUGUGCUACUUUGAGAAAAAAUGAACAUACACAUAUUUUCAAAAAUAGAAUGCAACAUUCCUUUUUUAACACAUGUAAUACACAUCAUUUUUCCUGUCUCCGAUACGUAUGUACCCAAAAUGAACAUACCAAUAUUUGUAAAAAGAGAAUGCAAAAUCUCUUUUUUCACCAAUGCAAUACCGUAGGAUUUAAAUAUAUUGUCAUCCACGUAAAAAUGUACACAUCCUAUUUCCUACCUCCGACAUGUAUUUACCGAAGCAGGUUAAUUAUUUAUUAAAAUCAUUCCUUUAUUUUGAGACGUGUCUUGUGCUGCCUGGGGCAAAGUUACCAAGCCCUCCCCCACCCAGAUUUAAAUAAAUUUAGAAAAUCUUCCACCGGUUUGUAGUCCCUUCCAUACCCAAACUAAUAUCUUUAGCACUUCAUAUGGUUCGUUCUUUGUAUGAGGUAUAAGUAAGCUAUGAUAAAUAAGCUAUUUAGCGCUAUGACGUCAUUUCCAUGAUUAUUUAGAAGAAAUUAGUUUUUAAUUUUAACUCGCAAUAUUAACAACGCACUAAAAGACGCACUAAAAAACGAAUGCUUGGGUUUUUCCGAUAAAUGUGAUUGCGGUGUAAUUCUUUGAUCAUGAUUUUUUAUUUUUUUUAUUUUUUCAUAACUUUCAAACACAUAUAAAAGGCUUAAAAUAGUUCCUUAGCUGAUAAUUUAAAUGUAUUUGAAAUUGAUAAUAAUAAUACUUAAACUUUUACUGAAAUAAAAGCGGAUUUGGAAUAUUUUUUGCGCAUUUAAAUUUAUUCGAUUUCCGUAAAAUAAUAGAAAAUAACUAUGAUUGUUUUUAGGAAUCCGAACGUACUUAAAAAGUUCUACCUUUUGGCGUUAUGUGAACAUAUUUCAUUCUUAUAUAUAUUAUUUCAGAAAAACAAAAGAAGUAUGACGCACCGAACGCGGUUGCGAUAUUUUUACGAAUCAAGUUUUGCGCAGUUAUCGGGAAUUUCCUUUUGAGAAAUCGGCGUCAUGGUAUUUCCUUCCUCUUCCCUGCGAAAAGCGGGCGAAACUGAUUUUUUGGGGAUUGAGGUUAUGGGGUGGGGGGGGGAAAAAUUGAUAUAAUAGUUGUCAUAGGCAGCGAGUUUAUUCCUCUUCCCUGCGAAAAGCGGGCGAAACUGAUUUUUUGGGGAUUGAGGUUAUGGGGUGGGGGGGGGGAAAAAUUGAUAUAAUAGUUGUCAUAGGCAGCGAGUUUAUGCGCUACGUUUCAGCUCGAUAGUUUGACGGGAAGUGGGUAAAUUAGCCUUCCAAAGAUUUUGCCGCACACCUAGAACGAAAGAAAUACAUGAACAAAUGCGUCAUGGUAUUUCCUUCCUCUUCCCUGCGAAAAGCGGGCGAAACUGAUUUUUUGGGGAUUGAGGUUAUGGGGUGGGGGGGGGGGUAAAAAUUGAUAUAAUAGUUGUCAUAGGCAACGAGUUUAUGCGCUACGUUUCAGCUCGAUAGUUUGACGGGAAGUGGGUAAAUUAGCCUUCCAAAGAUUUUGCCGCACACCUAGAACGAAAGAAAUACAUGAACAAAUGCGAAGUUAAUGAAAAGGAGUUUAAAAACAAACAUUUAGGGGCUCCUCUUGAUUUGCUCUGUAAAGUUCUCGCUAUCUACCAAAACUUCCGGAUUAGACGAUCCAGCUUUUUAAAUUGCUUUUCAAAUCAAAUUAUUUUCAGGCAAAAAGUGCAAGGACGACAAGGCAGGGGCGACAACUAAGAAGCCCCGAGGCAAAAAUGGGGGGAAACCUGGAAAUAAACCAAAAAAGGAUAAAGAGAAAAAGAAAAACAAGAACAGUUGCAACGAGAGAAAGAAAAAGUGCCCCCCACCCCCUGAAAAGACAAAUUGAACAACUGAGAAAGCAAAUGAAUUGACUUAAGCGGAGUCUAGGAGAUUUGAAGGAAACCUCGUGAGAUUAACGGCGAACCGGACGAAACGGAGCUAGAAGGGUUGAGCGAACCUGAUGGACAUUAACUUCUGGAUGGUUGUUGUUUUUGCUGACCACCGGUUAUGGCUAGUUGAAAGUUUGAUGUGAAUGGCUGAAUGGACGAUUCGAACAAUCUUGCGAUACGCUGAGUAAAGUGUAUCGUUGCCGCGUAGUUGUACAUUAAAUGGCACGUUCCAUGUUCAUGCUAUGUGUGUACACAGUGGGUUUUGUUAUGUCGCAUGAAAAUGUAUCACACUUGUGUCAUUUACACGAUAUUACAAGGUUUUUCUUUGUUGUAGAGCUGUAGUUACAAGGGGGUGGGGGUGGGGUGGUUAGGUAGUAUAAACCUUAAAAAAAGAGGGGGGGGGGCUUAUUUCUAAUACAAACAAACAGUUGAGAACAGUGAAAAAGUGGAGAACAGUGAAGAGCAGAGCAGUAGAUAACGGUGAAGAUAAAUUGAGAACAGUGGAGAACAACUGAGAACAGUGGAGAACAACUGAGAACACUGGAGAACAGAACCGGGGAUAACAUAACAGUAGAGAACAACUGAGAACACUGGAGAACAGAACCGGGGAUAACAUAACAGUGGAGAACAACUGAGAACACUGGAGAACAGAACCGGGGAUAACAUAACAGUGGAGAACAACUGA